Messenger RNA from Dacryopinax primogenitus, 834 nucleotides. RefSeq names its product SRR1-domain-containing protein. NCBI's taxonomy places the organism in Eukaryota, Fungi, Basidiomycota, Dacrymycetes, Dacrymycetales, Dacrymycetaceae. Gene Ontology annotation, cellular component: nucleus; cytoplasm. Gene Ontology annotation, biological process: microtubule-based process. The transcript has 6 exons. Bases 8 to 667 code for a protein of 219 amino acids. The record is from RefSeq and is a predicted model, not a curated record.
AGAACGCAUGGCUGAGGUUGAACGCGCGUUGGAGAAGGGUGAUUGGUACCAAGCCUUUCUGGGUGUUCUGGAAACAUUUGAAUCGCAAUGUACCAUCAAACCAACUCGUGUGCUCUGUCUUGGGCUAGGAAGCCCAACAGAUUGGUCGCCAGCCCAGUACCAGCUCGCCCUGUUGAUGCGACUAUGUCAACACUUCAACAUUCCUCUUGAAAGGGCUGAAGUUUUUGACCCGGUCUUCACCGAAGAAGAUGAAGACUAUCUUAGAAGCGUGGGCUUGACAGUCCCUUCAGAGGACAAGGAUGCGCGAUAUGAGCUCCUGGAACCAACCCUCGUGUAUAUGCCACAUUGUGACUUGAUCUACUACAAUUACCUUCUCGAAGAGAAUUGGAGUGCGGAGCGAUUAGGAAACCUCCUCAUGUUGGGCAACAACCUAGAAGACUACGUGACGAUGGGCCCAAUGAAGCGUCUUCGAGUUAAGGGACCCCUGGUCGAGAAGAUCGUACCAUAUAUAAACGCAACAUCUUUCCCCCCGAAGUUUGAGCUGGAGAGCGGGGCAUUCAACGACACGCAAUUUCAGUUCGUCAAGCUUUCAGAGCUUCCUUCUAAGGGAGACGAUUUCUGGAAACUGGACGCUAGGGAGACGGAGAGAACAGCAAUUCCUGCCUGAAAUGCCUGAGAUAUAUCCUGUAUUCGUUUUUGGCGGACAAAGCAUUUGUAACAGGUAUUGGCUGUUGGGCAACCAUGACAGACACUUACACCGUGAACAUAGUGUCUGUGUGCUUUAACUCCAAGGCGACAGCCUAACGCCGCCCAUAGAGCUGUCUUCGAUGAAAC